AUGCUACGAACAGGAGAAAUGGACGUUGCUACGCAAACCGAGGGGAUAGGAAUGAAACAUUUUCUACAACAGACGGGGGAAGAUGCAGGAAAAUGGAUUGAGGAAGACGAUGAUGUGGUAAUCAUUAAGGAAAUAAACCCUACUCAGGGAAAAACACUCAACAAAACACGCAUAAUCAAUCCAUUAGAAAAGAAAAGGGCAAAGAACCAAUCAUCCCAAACGGCUAGAAUGGGGAAAGAUAAGGCAAUACAAACGGAUUGGGUGCUCCGUAAAAUUGAAGUAGGGGAUUCACGAAGAUCGAGCCGAGAGGCUGUUCUCCUUCUUCUCUCACGUCACCAUUUUUUUUCCAUGAUUCAAGAACACUUUACUAUCCCUGAAAUAGUCUCUCCAAUGAAAGAGGACCAAAUUGAAGAGGAAUGGAAGAAUUGGAAAGUGGGGGAAUUUCUGUGGGAAUUCAAAAAAAAGGACGAAAAAGAAAACCAAAUAAGUCAGCAAACAAAUAAUCCGAAGAAAAGGAAAACAACGAUGGAGAAUGACAAAAUUGAUGUGGUGGAUGUUGAGGAGGAAAGUACAGGGGGAGAUAAUGAAAAUCAACAAGCAAACAACGAAAUGAGGAGCGACGAGGAUGACAGGAUGAAUCGAAAAAGAAUAAAGAAAGAAGACCUGGAGACAUUAGAUGAGGGUAAAUGUUUGAACGAUGAAAUUAUCAACUCAUACUUGGAUUUGAUUUGCAAAAGGGAAACCUUCGGCCAACGAGUUUAUGGAAUGAACUCAUUCUUUUUCCCGCGAUUGUAUGUGAACGGGUAUCCGGCAAUUAAAAGAUGGACGAAAAAAGUGAAUCUUUUUGAAUUCGAAAAAGUGAUGGUUCCCAUUCACCUGGGUCAUCACUGGUGUCUUGCAGUCAUCGAUUUAAAGAAAAAAACGAUAAGUUACUACGAUAGCUUGGGAGGAGAGAAUCCGCAGUAUUUGGAGAAAUUAUUCCAAUACUUAAUCUUGGAGGCCGGUGAGAAGGGAAAGAUUAGGCCAAGACGAGAGGAAUGGACGCUCACGACAAGGAAAAGCAUCCCGAGACAGCUAAAUGGACAGGACUGCGGGGUUUUUGCGUGUAUGUUUGCAAGAUAUGAAGCAGAGAACAAAGACUUCGAUUUUUGUCAGAUGGACAUGCCCAUAAUACGUCGGAAGAUUAAAAGGGAACUAGAGACCGGAAGUCUCGAAAUAUGA
Molecule: messenger RNA, 1221 nt
Organism: Venturia canescens
Lineage: Eukaryota; Metazoa; Arthropoda; Insecta; Hymenoptera; Ichneumonidae
Product: sentrin-specific protease 1-like
Exons: 1
Coding region: 1-1221 (406 amino acids)
Biological process (GO): proteolysis; protein desumoylation
Cellular component (GO): nucleus
Molecular function (GO): deSUMOylase activity
Source: RefSeq, a predicted model, not a curated record